Messenger RNA from Neltuma alba, 679 nucleotides. Its product is annotated as 17.3 kDa class II heat shock protein-like. Bases 206 to 679 code for a protein of 157 amino acids. The record is from RefSeq and is a predicted model, not a curated record. The transcript has a single exon. NCBI's taxonomy places the organism in Eukaryota, Viridiplantae, Streptophyta, Magnoliopsida, Fabales, Fabaceae.
AGAACCCGUCGAGAGUAGCAACCGAACAUCCUGGAAACCUAUGAACCGUUCUCUUUAUUCAUCCAGAAACUUCUGUGUUCUUCCACCAAUCAUUCUCUCACCCUCCUAUAAAUUCUAGGGUCCACCGGUGUUGCUCAUCGUAAACAAAGCAGCUCGCGCAAAAGCAGAGUGAAAGGAGACUUCAGCGACUCCGCAGAAGAAGAUCAUGGAUAUCAGAUUCUCCGCCUUGGAUUCACCAAUAUUCCACGCUCUCCAGCACAUGAUGGACGUGACGGACGACGCUGCCGAUAAGUCUGUCAAUGGUCCGAGCCGGACAUAUGUGCGCGAUGCGAAGGCUAUGGCUGCCACUCCGGCGGAUAUCAAGGAGUAUCCUAAUUCGUACAUGUUCAUCAUCGACAUGCCGGGCCUGAAAUCUGGGGACAUCAAGGUUCAGGUGGAGGACGACAAUGUGCUUCAGAUAAGCGGGGAGAGGAAGAGGGAGGAGGAGAAGGAAGGAGCCAAGUACGUGAGAAUGGAGAGAAGGGUUGGCAAGUUUAUGCGCAAGUUUGUGCUACCUGAGAAUGCAAAUACUGAUGCCAUUUCUGCCGUAUGCCAAGACGGAGUGCUCACUGUUACCGUCGAGAAAUUGCCUCCGCCGGAGCCUAAGAAGCCCAAGACUAUUGAGGUCAAGGUAGCUUAG